AUGGCUGUAGAAUUACUAAAUCAAAGCCUAUGCCUUUCUAUAUUAUGGUGCCUCAUCCUCACCAUGAUUGUGUUUAAGCUCAUAAUUAGAAGAAGCAACAAUAAGCUGAAUCUGCCUCCAUGCCCUCCAAAAUUACCCAUUAUUGGCAAUCUUCAUCAGAUAGGAGGGCUCUCUCACCGUUCUCUGACAUCUUUCUCACAAAAGUAUGGCCCUCUUAUGUUGCUCCAAUUUGGUCAGAUUCCAACUCUGGUGGUUUCUUCUGCAAACCUUGUGAGAGAAAUGGUCACAAUCAACGACCUGGCUUUCUCUUAUCGUCCCUCAAUGACAGUUCCAGAAAUCUAUUUCUAUGGAGGCAAGGACGUGAGUUUGGGACCCUACGGCGAAGAUUGGAGAUACAAAAGGAAAAUCUCUGUUAUUGAAUUCCUAAGCUUGAAAAAGGUGAGAUCUUUUCAAUUCAUCAGAGAAGAGGAAGUUUCAAACAUGGUUAACAAGAUUCGUGAAGCUUGCAUGAAGAAUAAUAAUGUAGCAGUGAAUCUGGUUAGGAUGGUUAGUGCAACCACAUGGAACAUAAAUUUUAGAUGUGUUUUUGGCAAGCAGUAUGAAACACUAGAUGAUAAAAGUAACGGUUUUAACGAGAUAGUCAUGAAAAUAUUGACUCAUUUCAGGGAGUUCAGUUUUGGGGAUUACUUCCCGUCAUUGUGGUGGAUGGAUUUUGUUACAGGGCUUGUUCCCAAAGUGAAGGCCAAUUUCAGAGAAAUGGACGCUUUCAUCAACCACGAGAUUGAACAACGUAAGAGUGGGAAAAAGAAUACUGAGAAUAAGGACUUCAUAGAUGUUUUGGUUCAACUUCAACAAGACGAUGAUAUGCCUGACGUUGGACUCUCCCUAGCUAGCAUCAAGACACUGAUAACAGGUAUGAUUAUUGGGGGAUUGGAAGCUAAUGCAACUAUGGUAGAAUGGGCUAUGGCAGAAUUGAUGAGACAUCCGGAGAAAAUGAAGAAAGCACAAGAAGAGGUACGAAGAAUUGCAGGGAAGAACAAUAAAUCAAGAAAAAUAAUAGAAGAAAACGAUGUGAAUCAAAUGAGCUACUUGAAAUGUGUGGUGAAGGAAGCUACGAGACUUCAUCCACCUGGUCCUCUUCUUUUCCCAAGGCAAACUAAUAGUAGCACUGUGAAACUAGGAGGCUACGAUAUUCCCCCAAAAACAAGUGUAAUUAUCAACGCAUGGGCAAUUCAGAGAGAUCCUAAUCUCUGGGAAAAACCAGAAGAAUUCAUACCAGAAAGAUUUGAGAAUAAUGAUGUUGAUUUCAAAAGCCAAGACUUUGGAUUAAUACCAUUUGGUUUUGGAAGAAGAAUUUGUCCUGGGAUCUUAUUUUCAGUGGCAACGAUUGAGUAUACACUUGUUAAUCUCUUGUAUUGGUUUGAUUGGAAGCUGCCUGCUCAUAAUAAUGAAAACGGAAAGGACGACAUAGAUAUGAAUGAGACAGACGGCCUACUUUCCUCCAUGAUGCUUUCUCUUCAUCUUCACCCAAUUCCAUAUGUACCCCUUUUGCCCUAA
Molecule: messenger RNA, 1557 nt
Organism: Neltuma alba
Lineage: Eukaryota; Viridiplantae; Streptophyta; Magnoliopsida; Fabales; Fabaceae
Product: cytochrome P450 71A1-like
Exons: 2
Coding region: 1-1557 (518 amino acids)
Molecular function (GO): heme binding; iron ion binding; oxidoreductase activity, acting on paired donors, with incorporation or reduction of molecular oxygen
Source: RefSeq, a predicted model, not a curated record